AUGGACGUACUUAAUGUACCCGAAGUGCAAACUCAAGGAGAAGUUACCGAUGCUGAGUUCUGUGAGGCUAUUCAGAUGUUAAAACAAGCGGUGACUAAACAAGUCAGGAAACAGAGAGGAUCUCAAGAGGAAAAGUCUAACACCUCGAGGUUUUUUGAAUUCCUGAGAAUGAAUCCCCGAAGAUUUUUUGGUUCAAGCACUACUGAGGAUCCAAAAAAAUUUGUGGAAGAGUUGAAAAAAGAAUCUGAGGUACAGAAGGAGUAUAGAAACAAGAAAACCAAGAUUAGGAUUGAGUCUGGGCAGCAUAAAGGUGGUUCAAAUCGGCAACAAUUUCAAAAACAUAAUGGGAAUGCACCAUCAUCUGCAAGUGCACUUGUGCCCAAAAACAGAGGUGAGUACAAUGGCCAGAAUUCACAGAACUACAAAGCUAUGCCAGCACAGUCUCAGGGAAGCAUGGCACAAGGGAGUAGUUGGGCUCCUACAUAUGCUAAGUGUGGGAGAACUCACAAAGGUAAAUAUCAUGAUGUCCAGACAUGUUGCUUCAAAUGUGGUCAAGAGGCUCACUUUAUGAGAGAGUUCCCUAAGAAUAAGCAAGGUGGUGGAAAUCUGGACAAUAAAGCUCAAUAUUCAUCACUUGCUCCACUAGACAGGGUUGCACCUAGAGGAGCCACUUCUAGUACUUGCGAAGGGCAAACCGUCUCUAUGUGA
This is a messenger RNA of Solanum lycopersicum (tomato), 708 nucleotides long. RefSeq lists its product as uncharacterized. Lineage: Eukaryota; Viridiplantae; Streptophyta; Magnoliopsida; Solanales; Solanaceae. The record is from RefSeq and is a predicted model, not a curated record.